Anopheles aquasalis is the source of this 1566-nucleotide messenger RNA. Its product is annotated as cytochrome P450 6a8. The record is from RefSeq and is a predicted model, not a curated record. NCBI's taxonomy places the organism in Eukaryota, Metazoa, Arthropoda, Insecta, Diptera, Culicidae. Gene Ontology annotation, molecular function: oxidoreductase activity, acting on paired donors, with incorporation or reduction of molecular oxygen; monooxygenase activity; iron ion binding.
ACUACUCGACAACAUGUUGGCCACUGUUGGUUUACUCUUCGCGACCGUGCUCGUGCUGUGUUAUGGUUGGAUUCGGCGACGGUCGCGCUUCUGGCGCGAUCGUUCGGUCGCCUACAUCGAGCCACAGUUUCCGUACGGCAACUUCAAAACCCUCGGCAAAGUGGAACACAUAGCACCGAUCACGCAGCGUCACUACGAUCAUUUCAAGCAUCUCGGUGUCCCAUACGGUGGUGUUUUCAUGCUGAUAUCCCCCGUGCUGUACAUCUUCGACCCAGCGCUCAUCAAAACGCUGCUCGUGAAGGACUUCCACUACUUUCCGAACCGUGGGGUGUACUUUAACGAACGUGAUGAUCCCCUUUCAGCGCACAUGUUCGCCAUCGAGGGUCAAAAAUGGCGAGCACUGCGUGCCAAACUCUCGCCCACCUUCACCUCGGGCCGCAUUCGGAUGACGCUGCCACUCGUAGUGGAAGUGAGCCACCGGUUGACGGAUCAUCUGCGCGAUGCGAUCGGCACCUCCACGUCGGAGGUGGUCGAGAUGCACGAUCUGCUUUCGCGCUACACAAUCGACGUGAUCGGUGCGUGCGCGUUCGGUAUCGAGUGUAACAGCUUCCUCGAACCGGACAACGAGUUUCGGCGGUACGGUAAGAUCGCGUUCGAUAAGCUUCCUCACUCCCCACUCGUUGUCUACCUGAUGAAGGCGUUCCGGGCGCACGCGAACGCCCUCGGCAUGAAGCAGCUGAACGGUGAUGUGUCGAGCUUCUUCUUCAAGGUGGUCAAGGACACGGUGGAGUACCGUGAGCGGGAGCAGAUCGUGCGCAACGACUUUAUGGAUCUGCUGCUGAAGCUCAAGAAUACGGGCCGGUUGGAGAUGGACGGGGAGGAGAUCGGUCGUCUAACGUUCGAAGAGAUUGCGGCGCAAGCGUUCAUUUUCUUCACCGCCGGUUACGAUACUUCAUCCACUGCCAUGACCUACACGUUGUACGAGCUCGCCCUGAACCAGCAAGCCCAAGAGAAGGCUCGCGAGUGCGUCCAGCGGACGCUCGACAAGUACGGUGGUGAGCUGACCUACGAAGCCGUCUCCGAUAUGCCGUAUCUCGAGCAGUGCAUCAACGAAACUCUCCGUAAGCAUCCGCCGGUGGCCCUUCUGGAGCGGAACGCUGAUAAGGAUUACCGCAUCCCGGACAGUGAGCUGGUGUUGCGCCGGGGCCAGAAGAUCAUCAUACCGAUCUACGCGAUGCACCACGAUGAACGUUACUUCCCCGAGCCGGACGCUUACCGGCCGGAACGGUUCACCCCGGAAGAAGUGGCCAAACGUCCCUCACACGCCUAUCUGCCCUUCGGCGAAGGUCCACGGAUCUGCAUUGGCAUGCGGUUUGGAUCGUUGCAGGCGAAGGUGGGACUGGCCAGCCUGCUGAGCCGCUUCCGUUUUACCACUUGCGAUCGAACGCAGAUACCGGUGCAGUACUCGCGGACCAAUUUCAUUCUCGGCCCGGCGAACGGCGUCUGGUUACGGGUGGAGAUGCUCUAACGAUUCUAUUCCCUCAAUAAACCAUUUUUGUACUCGAA